This is a messenger RNA of Corticium candelabrum, 1330 nucleotides long. Its product is annotated as methylthioribose-1-phosphate isomerase-like. Lineage: Eukaryota; Metazoa; Porifera; Homoscleromorpha; Homosclerophorida; Plakinidae. The transcript has 2 exons. The coding region runs from base 87 to 1145 and encodes 352 amino acids. Gene Ontology annotation, molecular function: S-methyl-5-thioribose-1-phosphate isomerase activity. The record is from RefSeq and is a predicted model, not a curated record.
CAUAGUUGUCUGCCCGCAGAUGUGUGCUACCGGCUGCCGUCAGACGAAGAGGAAGUGCAAAAUAUUGCGCAUGCGUAAAUCCGUCAAUGAGUCUGGAAGCAAUACGAUACGAAUGUGGGCGUUUAGAAAUCUUGGAUCAGCUGAGGUUACCUUUCGAGAGCGUAUACGAGCCGAUAAAGACGGUUGGUGAGGGAUGGGAGGCAAUCAAGCGGAUGAAAGUGAGAGGGGCACCUGCUAUUGCAAUAGUCGGCACUCUGAGUAUGGCAGUGGAGCUGAAAUCGAAACAGUUCCAAUCGUCUGAAGAAGUUGUAGACUUUGUGACUUCAUCUUUUGAUUAUCUGAAAACCUCUCGACCGACGGCAGUCAAUCUCUCUGAAGCUGCAAACAGAUUUUCAUUACAAGCUAGAGAGUUGGCCGGUCAUCAUCCCGACGAUCCAGAAACUGUGAAAUCUCGACUUAUCACGGACAUUGAGUCGAUGCUUAAGAAAGAUGUCGCAGACAACAAAUCUAUUGGCGAACACGGAGCCAAUCACAUUGCAAGCAGUUUGGCUGGUUCUGAGAAGGCACGUGUACUCACUCACUGUAACACGGGGUCAUUGGCCUCAGCUGGUUAUGGCACAGCUUUGGGUGUCAUUCGUGCUCUACACGAGAAAGGCAUAUUGGAGCAUGCAUUUUGUACAGAAACACGGCCAUACAAUCAGGGCACCCGUCUCACUGCAUACGAACUCGUCUAUGAGAAAAUCCCGUCGACUCUUAUUGCUGACAGUAUGGCAGCUGCCUUGAUGAGAGAGAAAAAGCUCUCGGCCGUAGUUGUCGGUGCUGAUCGUGUGGUUGCCAAUGGCGACACGGCGAACAAGAUUGGUACAUAUCAACUAGCAGUUGCAGCAAACUAUCACAAAAUUCCGUUCUACGUUGCUGCACCGUUUACAACAAUCGACAUGUCGAGGGCAUCGGGAGCCGACAUCGUGAUCGAAGAACGACCAGCAGAAGAGCUGACAGCAAUUCAAGGUAUACGAAUUGCAGCACCAGGAAUCGAGUGUUGGAAUCCUGCGUUCGAUGUCACUCCUGCCGAGUUGAUUACGGGAGGUAUUAUCACUGAACGAGGAGUCUUCAUGCCCAACGAAUUACCUAGUCAGACUGUCUGAUACAAAUUUUUGAAAUUUUGAUUAAGUUCUGAUUUUCAAACACACAAGUUUGAUCAAACAAUUUAUUCAACAGUAACUGAGUCAAUAUGUAAAUUUAUUUGUAGCAUCAUGGUGUUACUUAUGUGUUUGUACUGGCUUAUUGUUUGGUUGGUUUUCGAGUUCUUGUAUUGCAAGUAUGCCAUUAC